UCAAUCUCUGGAAAAACAGAAGGGAUUUUUUUUCUUUUUCUCUUCCGGUUUUCCACAGGUUUUUUUCACUUUUCACUUUCUUCCUCCCUCCCCCCGACCCUAUUUGUGUUAUCACAACCUUUACCUUGACUAUGCAUGUUGAGGAGACACACCCGGCCACUUCUUUUCUACCAAUCACUGAGACACGCCAAGGAGGUGUACUUCCUGUGUUCUGUGAAAGAAGAGUGGAGCAGAAGAGAGGAGAGUUUUCUAGGAUUGUUUUUUUGUUGUUGCAGAAGGUGGGGGUCCACACACACAGGGGACAGUAGUAGUGGACACACUGCAAGGGAUUUUUGCUUGUGAAAGAGCUACUUGUGGAAUGCCACUACAACUGUAAGGACGGGACAGAGACAAAGAGGAGGGAAGAGAUAAGUGUCAAUCUGUUGAGACUUGUUUGGGAAUUUGAGGAAGGAGGAGAAGUGGGGAGGGGGGUAGAGAGACAGAGAGACAGCCAGCAAGAGGGAGAAAGCCAGGAGAAUUCGGGCGUAAACAUGAACCUUUCAGAAGAGUAGAAACAAGUGAGGAGGAAGCAAAAGAGAGACUGAAAAGUUGUUCAGACAUAUUUGGAAAACAAGUUUGCCAUUUGCACUGUCACCCGGAUAAUGUCAGCACAAGGAACUACUAUGUUGUGCAAUCCAGUGCUUUUGAGCUGAGCUGGAGUAGAGGGGGAAGAUCAUAUCUCCCUAAGGCACACCUUCAGGCUCUUCACAUUUUGGUGCAAUGUAGACCAAAACCGCCCAUCUUUAACACCAGUGACACAAUUUCUAACCUAACAACAAUGGACAGACUUCUCCCUAGUGGAAAGGUCUCUCGGGAUCCAAGUCCUCUGUCAGGAAUGAGAGGCAUCUUCCAUCGAGGAGACAACAAUCAAAAACAAAGCAAGAGGAAGGAGAGCGAAACUCAGAAAAUGAGGGAAGACAAAAUGGUCGGCCUGGAGCGAUCGAUGGACAGACACAGAGCUCCACAUGUCAGAGAUGGAGAAAGAGAGUGGAGAGAUGGAGAACGAAGGCAAACCGAUGGCAGAGACAAACAAUGCAGGCCGCUGUCAAAUGUAGAGUUGCCUCAGCCUGAGCAAGAUGUAAAAACAGGGACAAAGAAAGGCGAUACAUUUCCCAGAGAGAGAAAGGGAGGCAGAGAUUCUAGCUCAAGAAAUAUGGCAGAAGGAGAAAUGAGGCAGAGGGAUAGACCCAAAAGAGAGCAGAUGGAGGACUGGGAAAUGGAAAGAUCCAUGCGCCAGGAUAGAGAAAAAGAAAAGAUCCAAAGAAGGCCAAUAGAAGAGGGAAGAAGACCACCAGAAGAUAUCAGAACACAAAAGAGAGAAAACUAUAAAGUAUCUGGUGUUGAGUUUCAAGACAGGGAAGUAGAAGUGAAUGAUUCAUGGUACAGGAGAGAUAGGGAUGCUGGUAGACAAAGAGAGCAGUUCAGAGGUGUCAUGGAUACAAAGGAUUCUCCACAAAGGAGAAAAAUGUACUCAGAAAGCAGGAAUAAAGGAGAAAUUGAUGAGAGAGAAUUGGAGAGAAGGGAAAAAAUGAGGGACAAAGUAAUAGAGCAGAGGACCCCUUUCAGUAGGAAUGAGGUGUUUUACAGAAGCAGAAGAGCGCGGGGGAAGGAUCGAGGUGGAAACCAGGAGAGAUAUAGUGAAGAAAGACAUAAGAGGAGAGAAAAAGAGGACUCGGAAAGGGAGAGAGAUGUCAGAACAGAAAUGAGACCAGCAGACAGAGAGUGGGAAAGAAGGCAACCAAUCAAAAGUGAUGGCAGGAGGGAAGAUGAUCAAUGUAGAAAUGAGAGACGAGACAGAGAGAGAAAAAAAAGGCAGGAAGAUGGAAGAUCCUUGAGCGAUUCUUCUCCUCGAGUAACACCACGAGGCCAAAGCAGUGGAGAGUGGAGAAGCAAGGGGGAUAGUGACAUGAGGUACAUACAAGAUGCUGAGACAGAACAAAGAAGAGAAGGCAGUGUUGGAAAAGAACCCCAAAUAGAACCAAGGCAAAUGGGUGAGAAAAGACAAAGGCAAAUUGUAGGAGGUGAGAAGUUUGACAGAAAUGAAAGCAUAUCUUGUGGUUUAGACAAGACACGGAUGUGGUUAGAACCACAGAGGGGCAAAUCACAACCAAGGCAAAAAGAGGGGAGGAGAAUAGACGAAAGGGAAAUAAAGUCACUGCAUAAAGGGGAAAGAGAUGUGUGGCAAUUACAAGAGGAUCCUAAUGAGAGGACCAUGACCCAGAGUAGAGUAAGGCAUUUAGAAAUAAGAGGACGCAACGAGGACUCUGAGGGGUUGAGUGUAGAUGGAGACGAGGAGGAAGCCUGGAGAGACAGUUCUAGUGAAGACAAGGAGCCGCUGUCCAACAGUGGUAGAGGGACUGAGGGAAGCUGGAGGAUGGAUAUUCAGGGAGAAAAUUUGUUAAAUAGCACUAGUGGCACAGAGGAAGAAGGUGGGAGCUGUUCUGGGAGUAGAGGAGGGAGUGUCAACAGCUGCAAUCCAAACAGAGACAGAAUGCUGUCUUCAGAGUCCAGCAAUGUGUUUCUGGCCAGUGGGGUAGAUGAUGGGUAUGAGAUGGAGCAGAGAUUUAGGAGCGGGGAGAAAUUUAGUGAACCUAGAAACUCAAACGGAAGAGAAGAGGACUCGGCAGCAGGGGAUGAGGAAGUGAUUAAUGCAGAGCAACAAGGGAGAGAAAAUAAGUCGAUCUUCUGUACAGUUGGGCAAACUGUUUCCCGGUCAAAAACCCACGAGGUGUCACUGUCACAAGAUAAAGAGGGAGGGGUGGAAAUAUAUGACACAAAUAUAGACGAUCAUCAGUGGAGAAGUGAUGAGGACACACGUAAACCUCAGCACCACCCGACACCAAAAGGAAGGAAUCAGCAGCCAAACACGACAAGAGGAGAGAGCCUCACUUCAGGAGACCCAACGGGAGAUGGCUGUGCAGCACCUGUGGACCUUCAAGACAAAGAAGUUGAAGAGAUAAUGAGAAAGAAGCCACUGCCCCCUGAUAUGGGGAUAAAGAAAAGAGACUCAAAGACCGAAAGGCUCCUAGAACAAUGGAGAGAGAAGAACGACAGAAAAGAGGAUCAAGCAUCUUGUAGUGAUCUUCUUCAUUGCAGCAGCUCAGAUCAAAUUCAACCUGAGAUAAAUACUGAAGCAAUGAGUGCAGAGGAGGUGGAGGCCAUACGUAUGCAAAUGAGCGGGAUAUGGAUGGCUCCUGAGCGAACCAAGCGGCGUUCUGAUGCCCCUCACCUUAAAUGGGCCACAAGUAUAGUUCGUGAGAUCCUGGGACACUCUGGUGAACAGACAGAGGAUGAACCAAAUUCGGGGGCAGAAGAAAACCAGCCUGUCAUGCAGACUGUGAAUGAUGAGCAUCAAGAAGAGGCUGAGCGCAAGAGUGUGAACUUGCCUGUUAUGACUCUGACAACAGAUGAUCAACAAUCAGAGCCAGAUCUGGAGGAAGAAGAGGAGGAGGACGACGACUUCGAUUUUAAAGGUGAGAACCAAGAGGUGCCAGAUGAAAAUGGGCAAAAAGUAGAAGAAAGACCAGGAGACAAGACAGUGCACAUAAGAGAGGAGAUCUUGAAGAGCUCCUGCAGUUUUCAGGAUUCUGGUCCUGAAAUUCGUUUACGAAGAAUGAGGAUCCGUAAGACCAAAGAGAGAUGGAACAGAGAGCAUGUUGAUGUGGAAGAAGAAGAAGGUGUUGGAAGAGAUCGCAGAACGAGAAUAUUUUCUUCCUCAAAUGAUAAUGAUAUUCGGAGUAGAAGCUGCGGAGAGACAGAUCUAAGGAAUGCUUUGAACUCAAUUGGAAGACGGAAUAGGAAAAGUUUUUACAAUCGUCCUCAACUCUAUCAGCAGUACAAUGAGGAGACUCAGAACAUCGAGAUUCUGCGUCAGUCUCGCUCCGACACCCUCUCAGUGAGCGAGGGAAACAAUCGCUCCCCCUUACCUUCACCUCCACCCGCUCACAGACCGCUUCCUCCUUUACCGCCUUGCCCACACCCUCAUUCCCUGACCCACUCAUUAUAUGCUCCAGUCAGUGCCCAAACCUUGUCUCUUCCGGACCGACCGCAGAGCGAACGCAGGGCCUCCUCUCCAAGUCUGUCCCUCUCACUCAAGCAGUCGUCUUUACUUUGGCGGGAUCUGCCCAGCGUCUGUCACAACCCUGAGCUGGAGAGGCUCACAGAAGAUCAGAGGCGACUACAGGAGGUGAGAUUUGAAGUGGUGACCUCGGAGGCCUCCUACUGCAGAAGUUUGGACAUUGUUGUUGGACAUUUUGUCAAGAAUAAAGAGCUAGAGAAGCUGCUGACAACUCAGGACAAGAACUGGCUGUUUUCCCGUCUGACUGAAGUUCGGACCAUCAGCCACAGAUUUUUAUCAAAGCUGGAAGAGCGCGUGGAAUCUGAUGUUUUGCACUUUACAGUGUGUGACAUUAUUGCUCAGCAAUGUCGACGCUUCAGAAAGGUUUAUGUGCCCUACCUCACCAACCAGUCAUAUCAGGAUGCCACAUACCAAAGACUCAUGAAUGAAAAUCCUCACUUCAAGCGGAUUGUGGACAACUUGGAGAAGAGUCAUGUUUGUCAGAGGCUUCCUCUCCGUUCCUUCUUGGUGCUUCCGUUCCAAAGGAUCACCAGAAUUAAGCUGCUGGUCCAGAAUAUUGUAAAAAGAACGACCCCUGGAACAAUGGAUGCAGAAAACACCAUUAAAGCUUUAACACAAUUGGAAAGGAUCAUUCAAGAGAGUAAUGACAGCAUCGCUGAAAUGAAAACCAUUGAGUCUUUGGUAUCGCUAAGUGGCAAAGUGGAGUUUGUUGAUUGCAAGACUCUUCCUCUCGUCAGUCAAAAACGGCGGCUGGUGAAAGAAGGUCCCAUCACUCAACUGAUGGAUUUCUCUCUAAAGCAAGCAGAGAGAACCAUUUACUUACAUCUCUUCAAUGACUAUCUGCUAGUAUCAAUACAAAAAGAAGGGGGAAAGUUUACCGUCAUCGAUCACUGCCCUGUGGAGGAACUGCGUACAGAAGACUUCCGAGUCAAAAUCCUGACCCUGCAGAAGAACAGCUUCCGCUUACACUUAUCACAGAAUUCCUUGCUGCUAAGAACUGAGACAAAGAGUGAUAAGCUGCGCUGGAUAUCUGCCCUCUCCAGGAAUUGUCCUACAGUUGAUUUUUCUACUGCAGAAAAUUUAGCACAGAUGCAAUGCAUCAGAGCUUAUGUUAGUCAGCAGCCGGACGAGAUGUCUGUAGAAAAAGCAGACAUCAUUCUGGUUCACCAGGACAGCGGAGACAAUUGGAUAGCGGGGAUUAGACUGUCGGACCAGCAUUUUGGAUGGGUGCCCAAUUCCCAUUUGCAAGUCAUAAGCAACGACAAAGUCAAGAAGCGCAACCUGUCGGAUGCUCUCACGCUGACAAAGGCUAAAGCUGCUGUCUGAGUACGACACUAAGAGUGGCAAUGAGUUGAUGGAUGUCCUGAAUGGAAGUUUCUCCGCUAUGUGCAUUUUUCUACUGAAAAUGGACCAUAACUACUUUGACAUUUCUCUUUGUUAACUGUUCAUGACAGUGCAUUGGCUAAAGAAAAAGUUGGAAAAAUUCAACUAAGUGCAGAAUUAGGCCUCACUUGUUUCACUAUGUGGAAUAAUAAUAAAAAUCAGGCCUGAGAGUGAGUCCCCAUUUACACUCUCAAUGAUUACCUGACAUACUAAGUGCCUUGCUAACAUUGAGGAUUUCAGUGUACACACAUAUCUUAAAUUUUUUUAUUUCCUUUUUUGAGAAAUAUUUUGUCAAGGUACGAAUUGUUUGUAUAUGAUGACCAAGGAAAUAAAAGUGUUUUUUGUUAUUUUUAAAAAAGAAUCUAUGUAUGCAUGGGAGCAGUCAGGUAUGCAUUCUUAACAACACUUCAACUAUGUACAGAGCUUGAACCAAACAUUUAAAUAAAUUCAUGAAAUAAAGAAA
Poeciliopsis prolifica (blackstripe livebearer) is the source of this 5963-nucleotide messenger RNA. It is a transcript of the gene arhgef5, whose product is annotated as Rho guanine nucleotide exchange factor (GEF) 5. Gene Ontology annotation, biological process: intracellular signal transduction; activation of GTPase activity. The coding region runs from base 818 to 5443 and encodes 1541 amino acids. Gene Ontology annotation, molecular function: protein binding; guanyl-nucleotide exchange factor activity. The record is from RefSeq and is a predicted model, not a curated record. Gene Ontology annotation, cellular component: cytoplasm; nucleus. NCBI's taxonomy places the organism in Eukaryota, Metazoa, Chordata, Actinopteri, Cyprinodontiformes, Poeciliidae. The transcript has 16 exons.